Molecule: messenger RNA, 1770 nt
Organism: Recurvomyces mirabilis
Lineage: Eukaryota; Fungi; Ascomycota; Dothideomycetes; Mycosphaerellales; Teratosphaeriaceae
Exons: 1
Coding region: 1-1770 (589 amino acids)
Source: RefSeq, a predicted model, not a curated record
AUGUCUGCGAAGAAGAAAAGCAUGGCGAAGCCUCUCGAGGUGAUUCCGACAGCAGCCAUGUCAGGAGGCGUUGCUGCGAAGACGGGUCCUGCUGAACCUGUCAUGUCGCCUGCAAGCCCAGGCAGCUCACCCGGACGGAGCAGCUUUCAAAGCCACGUGCGAGCAAUGUCGAUAGCCGAGUCUACCACCGGCUCGUCCAUACGAACCAACCGCUUCUCGACAUCCUUCCCAGUACAAGCACAAGCCUCGGCCUCGACAAGUCCUACACGCAUUGCAGCGAAGUCCCCAAGUCGAGAGCCUCAGGCAGUCGUGCCUGAGUCGCUGGCAUCACCGACUGGCCCUACAGAUACCAACUUCUUAACUGCGAUCGCUGCACAAGAGCGAAGGGUGCUGGAGCUGAAGGAGGAGUUGCAACGUGCCGAAGCUCACUUGAACAAGCUGAAGUUGAGCUGGACGCAGCACGAAGCGAACAAGAAGCGGAAUGAUGCGCGGAGACUAACACAGCUGCAGCCAUUGCAGACCAGUCCGACGGUGGCCGACAACGAGGAGGACGCGGACGGGUCCGGUGCAUUGAUGCAGCAGGAAAUGGAGAGGCGCAAAGCGUUGAUCAAUGGUGGUCGGAGUAGUCAUCGGACCGUCUUUGCUGGCUCGAGACAUGCCCGAACAUUAUCUCUCCUAUCGCCUGGACGAGAUGAGGUGCGGUCGCCUGUUGGACGUAUGGGACCUCCACCACCACCGAGAAAAGAGAGCCUGGUAGGGGUAAGAAGGCCGAGCUUGGAUUCGAUAGCCUCGGCGAAAAGACCAGCGCUUUUGGCAAGGACCUCGACCACGCCCGACUUGACGACCGAGAUCUCCCGCUCAGCCAAGCCGAGCAUAGACCUCUCAGACAGCCUGGAGAAGAGCAUCGAUCAUGAGGCACUACUGCAGACUGGCAAGAAGAUGGCUACUGAUUUCCGGGACGGACUAUGGACAUUCCUUGAGGACCUGCGGCAAGCGACAGUUGGUGACGAGGCUACUCAGCACCAACCUGUUGUGCCUGGUGCCCCGCCAAUUUUGAGAAGACAUGCAUCGACGCGCACUGUCCAGUCACGAUCGAGCAAGACCCGACUUCGUCCAGCUUCGAAAGAUCGUGGCACCAAGACACCGAGCCCAGCUCGUAAGCACGCUAAGAGCGCCACACAAGGAGCCCUGCCGGACCUCGCAAACCCGAAUUUCUGGAACGAGCAUGGCGUAGACGCGACUACACCCGUAGUUUGUGCAGCAACUGUCAAGAAAUCACCUACAGUGAGAGGGCAGCACAAGUCAACUCCUGCCAAAGGAGGGAGCGUCGCAAGUAACGACGCGUGGGACGCUUGGGACGAGACAGCCGACAGCUCCCACGCCUCCCGAUCGUCCAGCGCAGCCUCCGAUACGACAACAUUACCCUCCAUAGUCUCCGGCUCCGGAGCAGCGAGCCCAGCCGUACGACUGUGUCGUGAAAGUGCCUCGAAGCUCUCCACCUCGCCUUCGGAAAGUACACCUACGAAGACAUCUCCAGCAUCGAAAAAGGAUCCUUUACCGUGGCCUACAUUGUCCAAAUUCGGGCCUGCUACUUUGAGACGGACUGCAAGCCAUCUAAUGAAUGAGUGGGAGAAAUCGUUGACUCCCUCACCUGGAAAAGAGUUCACAGGGCAGGAAGAUUAUCUUGGAUUACAUACCGAACAUACCAGCACACCUAGGACCUCCAAAGGAGCAGGAGUAGCAGUGGGAGGAGGAGGGAAGAAGGAAUGA